Messenger RNA from Cokeromyces recurvatus, 555 nucleotides. RefSeq lists its product as uncharacterized. The record is from RefSeq and is a predicted model, not a curated record. Bases 43 to 555 code for a protein of 170 amino acids. The transcript has 4 exons. Lineage: Eukaryota; Fungi; Mucoromycota; Mucoromycetes; Mucorales; Mucoraceae.
GUAAAAAUGAUAUAAAAUUAAGUCUGAACAAGAAGCUGAACUAUGGCUGAGUAUAAGCCCGAUAUGGGGCAAUUACCAAGUUGUGAAAAAUCCAAGAAAGAACAUUGUGGAACUUACGUUGAUUCUGUUUUUCAUCCUAUCAUUGAAGAUCCUGAUUCAAGAAAGCAAUUUUCAUGGUGUGAUAUUCAGAUAAACAGUUCAACUCAAAGACCAGACUUUGUAGGAAGAAUAUUGAACAAUGUUGUUUGGAAUGGCCCUGUUACCGUGGGUGAAGUAAAGGGAGAAGAUACAAAAGACGAUAUAUACGCGACUCUUUUGGACUUAAUUAGAAUUGGUCGAUUUUCUAAACAAUCCAUUGACAACAAUUUCUAUGAAGGAUUGAUUGGUGUUCAUACUGUUGGUUUGACAGUGACAGUCUAUUAUACCUGUUUGCUUGAUUCUGGACUUUAUGUAAUGAUUGAAAUUUGCACCAUAAGUAUGCCUAGAGACACUACUCAACUCAGAGCAUAUGUUGCCGCUUGUGAAGAUCUUUUAUCUGUUCACCAUUUACAGUAG